AUGGAUGAGAGACCGCCGAGGGUGCCGGUGACGACUGCCAGUGAAGCCACGACGACGCUGACCCCGGAAGAUAUGAUGCUCCGGAUUCAGGACAGCCUGGCCGGCCAGCUGGACAUCAGCCAGAUUUGGGCCCAAAUUCUGGCUGGCGCGCAGCAUCCACUUGCUCAACCAGUUCAGCACGCCUUGCCGCAAGCCCUGCAAUUGGGCUCCACCGGCCAAUCCGGCACCGUCCGGUCGUCCUCCCUCGAGACGAUGAGCCGCGACGAGCGCAUCGAGUACGAGGACCUCGAGCAGUUCGCGGCCCUCUUCAAGAAGCAGCGCAUCAAAUGCGGUUUCACCCAAGGCGACGUCGGCCAGGCCCUCGGCCGUCGCUACGGCACCGACUUCUCCCAGACGACCAUCUCGCGCUUCGAGGCGAUGAACCUGAGCUUCAAGAACAUGUGCAAGCUGCGUCCGCUGCUCAAGGAGUGGCUCACCGACACCGAGCAGGCCAUCGCCAACGGGGCUACCGUUUCUG
Messenger RNA from Mesorhabditis spiculigera, 517 nucleotides. Lineage: Eukaryota; Metazoa; Nematoda; Chromadorea; Rhabditida; Rhabditidae. The record is from the annotation of a GenBank genome assembly.